UACGCAGGUGGAGCCGCCGUUGAGCUUUUGUCAUCGCAGGCUUCAUGCGGCGCGGAUCUAUUCUCAAAUCGGACAUAGACCUGGUAGAUCCCCGUUUCUGACACUGGUAGUCAACGGCAUAUGCCAGUAUACUAAAUGCGAACACAACGCGACAGAGCAUCCUCUCCCCGACCACGACCGUUGGCAUGCUACAUACCUGGACACAGUCAUCAGCUAUCAGCGCAAGUAGUUAGCGUAGGAGAGGUGCGUUGCAAGCUUCCGCUCAUGGAACACCUUCUAACAUGUCGCAAUGCAUCGUGAACAACAUCUUCUGGUUGUCGAUAUACGACAUUGCCAGAGGAACUUUUUCGAGCAGUGCGACUGAGCCAGCGACCAAGUACAAACCCCCACUUCCCGAUCCAGCAUGUCUAUCCACGAAUCUGGGACACAUUCCAGAAGCGCCAAGCCUGGAAGGCGGAAAUCCUACACCCCGAAUACCGAUAUCUCACUGCACGGUGACGACACUUCUCAUUGCCGCAAUCUACGCGCGCGGCGCUUUUGGAGAUUUUGAUAACCGUAUCGGGCAUAGUAACAGAAAGUCUGGAGCUCCAUAUGUACAGAUGCUAAUGGCAAGCGGCUGAGGCUUUUCGCCCUUGUUGUGGCACAACCGUCAGAGGCUUCAGUCAUGUCCUCUAGCGUGGACAUUCUUAGAUCUACGUCAAAUCAAAGCCCAAACGAUGAUGAAUUGCCGCAAGCAGAAGCCGCGCUGACUCCAUGUCGAUCGUUGGGUUGCUGUCUCAGGUACUCGCUCUCCAGUUAACUCCGAUAACGUGCUCCAGCUCCGUCGGCCGAAUUCACAACGUGUUGUACGAAUUCAAGUGGAGUAUGCUAGCGAGAGGCUUGAUCUCUAGCGAUCGCACUAGCAAAUGGUCUCCGUACGAGCCGCGCAGAAUCCCUUUAGUUAAGUAGAUA
Molecule: messenger RNA, 951 nt
Organism: Dothidotthia symphoricarpi CBS 119687
Lineage: Eukaryota; Fungi; Ascomycota; Dothideomycetes; Pleosporales; Dothidotthiaceae
Exons: 1
Coding region: 282-620 (112 amino acids)
Source: RefSeq, a predicted model, not a curated record